AUGGUUCAAACUAUAUUCGGAGUAUGGGACUACAUUAUAAUGGUUGCUACCAUGGUAGCAUCUAUAGCUAUAGGCGAAUAUCUGCUAGCUGAUAGAAAUAUGUCGAUAUUCCCAGUGGCGGUAUCACUUAUGGCAUCGUUUAUGUCAGCCAUAACCUUGUUAGGGGUGUCAGCAGAAAAUUAUUACUAUGGGAUGCAGUUCGUUGUUAUCAACAUAUCCUAUGGAAUCGCCACCCCUAUAGCGUCUAGAUUAUAUUUGCCAGUAUUCUUUAACCUGCAGAAAACUAGUACAUAUGAGUAUUUAGAGUUACGCUUCGGACCUCACGUGAGGAUGUUGGCUUCAUUGACCUAUACUUUACAAAUGAUUCUAUAUAAUGGGAUAGUUUUGUAUGCGCCAGCGAUAGUUUUGGAAUCAGUGACGGGUCUUGAUAGACUGGUUUCGAUCUUGGUAGUAGGUUUAGUAUGCACGUUUUAUUCAACUCUGGGCGGUAUGAAAGCGGUUUUGUUCACGGAUUUACUUCAAUCCUUCCUGAUGUUCGCUGCCGUGUUCAGCGUCGUCAUAUUCGCGUCCGUACAACUUGGCGGUUUUGAACAAAUAUUUAUCAUAUCGAAAGAAGGCGGCAGAUUGGAUUUUUCGAACGUAAGCUUGGAUCCUACAGAGAGGCAUACUUGGUGGUCAUUGAUAAUCGGAGGUCUAACCACGUAUCUGUCGCUCUAUGCUGUUAAUCACACACAGGUGCAGCGGCUCCUCACAGUGAGUUCCCUGGAGCGGUCCCAGCAGUGUCUGUGGUGGAGCUGGCCUGUGCUGUCUGUGCUAAGUUUGAUCACAUGUAUCAGCGGGCUCAGUAUAUACGCUGUUUUCCGUGAUUGUGAUCCAUGGAGUGCCAAAAGCAUCAGUGCUAUCGACCAGCUCAUGCCUUACUACGUGGUUCAGUCCAUGCAGUCCGUCCCAGGACUGGCCGGACUAUUCGUCGCUGGUAUAUUCAGUGCGUCUCUAUCGACCAUAUCAGCGUCUUGUAACGCACUCGCCGCUGUCACACUCACCGAUUAUGUUAGCAGAUGGUGCAAAAUAUCGCCGUCAUACAUUCCAUGGUUGACGAAGCUGGCAGCUUGUGUUUAUGGCCUGGUUUUCCUCGCCUUGGCUUUUGUAGCAGAACACUUGGGGGGUGUUUUGCAAGCUGCUUUGACAAUUUUCGGUGCGGUUGGAGGACCUCUCUUGGGUCUUUUCACACUGGGCAUGUUCACUACUUACGCUAAUGAAAGGGGCGCGUCGAUAGCUCUUCUGAGUGGUAUGGCGAUGACUCUAUGGAUUAGUUUUGGUGGUCCGCGACCCGCGCCAGUCAAACUACCUCUCAGUGUUGAAGGCUGUGCGAAUAACUUUACGUUACCCGUAGCAGAUACAUCUAAAGAGUACUUCUAUUUAUACAGGGUGUCCUAUAUGUGGACUAGUCCGAUCGGUUUUGUAUGGGUGAUGGUGGUAGGUUCUGUGUUGUCGUUAUUAUGGAAACAACAGCAGCCUUGGGAGCGUGCGGGACGGUCGGGGCCGGACCCAGCGUUGUUCACGCCGCCUCUUGCUCACAGGCUGGCACAAAAGAAACAAGAGGUAUGGGGUUAUGGGGUUAAGGGUAACGGGGUUUGA
Danaus chrysippus (African queen) is the source of this 1638-nucleotide messenger RNA. The record is from the annotation of a GenBank genome assembly. NCBI's taxonomy places the organism in Eukaryota, Metazoa, Arthropoda, Insecta, Lepidoptera, Nymphalidae.